UGCGGGCCCUGCCCGGGGCGGGGCAGUGACAGUGCCGGGAGGGCUGAGGGGAAGGAGGCGGCCCCUCGGUGCCGGCGCGUUCUUAGGCCACGCGGCUGCUCCUUCUGGCCUUAGGGAGGAGCAGGGCUGUGCUGGGGAGCUCGGCUGGAGUUAUCGUGUUUUUAAGUUAAAACAGCCCAAGAUUUAUUAAUAAAUCGCCUCCGCGGCUUAGCUGCCCCGGUGCUUCACCCCCACAGCAGAGCCCGACAGACUGAGGUCAUUGCUGGCUGUGCCAGUGAACAAAGUGAAACAAAAUGUUAAUAUCACGGCUGAGUUCCCAGUUACUGAAGGCUUCGAGAAUUGCAGGCCACCUCCUGCCCAGAUCAGUGUCCUCCUUCCUGUGCUGCCGCUCUCCAUCCGCAUGCUACAGCACCCAGCCCCCCAACACCAGCGGGGCCCAGCCCCAGCAGUGGCACACGCUGGACCCUGAGCUGGAGGAGAUCCUGAUUCCCAGAAAACUCUCCAUCAGCCCCUUGGAGAGCUGGCUGACAGUGAGGUACUCCCUCCCCAAAGCUGAGGGGGCUCAGGAAGGAGCCAGCCAUGAAAUCCCCCAGCCCUCAGAGUGCCCUCCUCCUGCUGGGGCUGGGGGUGUGGAGGAAGGAGAGGGAGCCCUGGGGGACAAAGUGCAGUGCAGGAACGUGCUGAAGAUCCGCAGGAGGAAAAUGAACAGGCACAAGUACAAGAAGCUGCUCAAGAGGAGGAAGUUCAUCCGCAGGAGGAUAAAGGAGGGGCGCAGGAAGAAGCGUCAGGUAAAAUUUGAGAAAGAUUUGGAGCGCAUCUGGAAAAAAGCUGGCCUGAAAACUGCUCCUGCAGGGUGGCAAACCCCCAAGAUCUACCUGAGGAGUUCCAAACGAUAAAAAAACCACAACACCUGUCCCAAAUUGUAACCUGCAAUUGUAAUUAAAAAAAAAUAUUUAAGUAUGUCCAUGACAUUUAACCUUUUUCUGAUUGUGAUGAAAAGAGCAGGAAGGAGUUUUCCAAGGACAAGCUGGCAGCUUUUCCUCCCCAAAGGAGGAAAUUCCUCUUUGAGAUGAGACUGAACCUAAAAAAAAAAUAAAAAUAAAAAUCAGGUGUGGGAGAUGGGAUCAGUGAAAGAAUUCCUGUUGUUUCUGUGGCACAAAGUUUUGGAAAAGUUUUUUUCUAAAGUGCAUUUUUACUGCAGAAAGGUUGGGAUUUCCCUGAGAGUUGUGGUGGGAUGGGAAUUGGAUCAGAAUUCUGUGGGAUUUACCUGCAGGAGCUUUUGUUGUCUCUUAUCUGGAGUGCCUUGGGCAUUGUGUGAGCUUCCUUAAAAGGCACUUUUGAUUUUUGUGUUCUAUUUUGUGCUAAUAAAAAAUGGUUAUUUUUGUCUUUGACUGAUCCCUGUCGUGUAGAACAUCCAGAUAUUGGUCAAAGUAGAAAUUAUUCAUUAACUACAAAAAUUUUUGUGCCUGAAACAAAGCCUGAUACAAUCAGAUGGUUUUGCAUGGUUGAAGAGAGUUGUGAAAGCUGUGAAAAAUAAACAUGGCAGAGGAUUUUUAA
Catharus ustulatus (Swainson's thrush) is the source of this 1557-nucleotide messenger RNA. It is a transcript of the gene AURKAIP1, whose product is annotated as aurora kinase A interacting protein 1. Gene Ontology annotation, cellular component: mitochondrion. NCBI's taxonomy places the organism in Eukaryota, Metazoa, Chordata, Aves, Passeriformes, Turdidae. The coding region runs from base 294 to 896 and encodes 200 amino acids. The record is from RefSeq and is a predicted model, not a curated record. Gene Ontology annotation, biological process: mRNA processing. The transcript is spliced from 4 exons.